CCCGCGGUGGAACUUUUUACCGCCUUCGCGUUCCAGAUUGGAGGCUCGGGCUGGUUUCUAAAUACAUCUGUACAUAUGUGUCAGCUAAUAAAACACUUCCUUCUCUCCUUGAAGCGGCAGCUUUUUAUGACAUCUCCUUGGUGCCAGAGACACUUGCCUGGCUUCUUUCGGUUAUAAACUUUUGAUGCCAGACCUCGGCAGGACGUGCCCAGCUGAAUGUUACAGUGGCAUCUCGAAGAGAGGCAGAGAGAGAGCAGUCCGUGACCUUCACCCCGGCACCUUCCUGCUUCCUCUCCCUUCCCGGCUGCCUCCCGCCUCCCCAGGGGAGCGUCAAGAAAGCUCUUUUUGGAUGCAGGAGGGGGCAUCUGGCGCCGCGGGGCUGGAAAGCUGAGGCAGGAUUUGAGGCGGAAUCGUUAGACUCGGAGCGCCUGGACUGCUUCUCCGGGCCCCUCUCUGCUGCGGGCUCGCUCCAGCCCUCCCCUCCCUCCCCGCACCGCUGCCCAGCCCCGCCGGUGUGCGGGGCGGGGAGGAGCCGCGAGCCGCUGCCGGAGUUCCGGGAAGUUGUGGCUGUCGAGGAUGGGGGUCUGUGGGUACCUGUUCCUGCCCUGGAAGUGCCUCGUGGUCGUGUCUCUCAGGCUGCUGUUCCUUGUACCCACAGGAGUGCCCGUGCGCAGCGGAGAUGCCACCUUCCCCAAAGCUAUGGACAACGUGACGGUCCGGCAGGGGGAGAGCGCCACCCUCAGGUGCACCAUAGACGACAGGGUCACCCGGGUGGCCUGGCUGAACCGCAGCACGAUCCUCUACGCCGGGAACGACAAGUGGUCCAUAGACCCUCGUGUGAUCAUCCUGGUCAACACGCCCACCCAGUACAGCAUCAUGAUCCAGAACGUGGACGUGUACGACGAGGGCCCGUACACCUGCUCCGUGCAGACGGACAACCACCCCAAGACCUCCCGGGUCCACCUCAUCGUGCAAGUUCCUCCCCAGAUCAUGAACAUCUCCUCAGACGUCACCGUGAAUGAGGGGAGCAGCGUGACCCUGCUGUGUCUGGCUAUCGGCAGACCAGAGCCAACCGUGACGUGGAGACACCUGUCAGUCAAGGAGGGCCAGGGCUUUGUGAGCGAGGACGAGUACCUGGAGAUCUCGGACAUCAAACGGGACCAGUCCGGGGACUACGAGUGCAGCGCCCUGAACGACGUGGCCGCGCCCGACGUGCGGAAAGUGAAAAUCACCGUCAACUACCCUCCCUACAUUUCCAAAGCCAAGAACACCGGCGUCUCGGUUGGCCAGAAGGGCAUGCUGAGCUGCGAAGCCCCUGCCAUGCCCGUGGCUGAGUUCCAGUGGUUCAAGGAGGACACCAGGCUGGCCACCGGCCUGGAAGGCGUGAGGAUCGAGAACAAAGGACACAUAUCCACUCUGACCUUCUUCAAUGUCUCAGAGAAGGAUUAUGGGAACUACACCUGCGUGGCCACAAACAAGCUUGGGAACACCAACGCCAGCAUCACACUGUAUGGGCCUGGAGCCGUCAUUGAUGGUGUAAACUCGGCGUCCAGAGUGCUGGCCGGCCUCUGGCUGUCGGGGACCCUCUUUGCUCACUUCUUCAUCAAGUUUUGAUGAGAAACCAUAGGUCUUCUGAGCAAUGCCUGCUUCUCCACAUCACAGACUUUACCUGCACUGCGGAGGGCAAACCAGUCUGGGCUUCUUUUUCGUUUCUUUUUUGUCUUCUCCUUCUCGAUUUUUCACUUUUAUUCGUUUUGUUUGCUUGAUUUUUCUUUCCCAGUUUGAACGAGCAGGGCUGAGGGGAGGGGCGAGCAGGGUUCUACCAUGUGCAGGAUGGUCAUUCGUGGGCGAGGCCAGCAGUAGAGUCCGUUCCUGCCAGCGUGGCCCCUCCCCUUUCCUCUGCUCCCCCUCAUCACCGCCUCCACCCCCCGCCCCGCACCAAAUCAUAAGCUCCAUUUGCGCAAAAAAUGUGCCUCAUGAUAAACACCCUGAAGACACGACUUGGCUUGUAACGUAGUGCACAGCGAGAGCUCUGUCCAGGCGUCCUGCGAUCUGUGUCUCUCCAGCUUUGGACCAUUCUCCUGACUCUAAUGUACAUAUCGCUGCCUCCAGUGUAUUAUUACCUAAUUACACUAGGGUUCACGGCCUUUCUUUCCGGGAAGUUCUCUCUCUACCUGAAAUAUUGCAAUCUUUUCUAGCCAUUCUGCCCUGUUUGCUUUCUCUACUGGGGAUUCGAGGUUUGGGGAUAUGCGCACAACCCAAAACUGAAAGUUUAGAAGUUGUGUGACCAAAAGAGGGGGAGGCGUUUUGAGAACAGUCCUUCUCUUUAAAAAAUGCCGUCCGUGUCGUGAAAAAUGGUCCACACGUGGCUGAUUAUUUAGGUUAUAUCAAGCUCUCCCUCAAAGUCAUCAUACAGUUACCCAUCUAUUCACCUGUCCGAUUCAUCGCCCCAUCCAGUUAUCCACCCGCCCGGCCCCCUCUCUAGCAAUGUAUUUACUGUAUUUAUCAGUCCAUCGGUGUCAUUUCCUAGCAUUUCUUUCUGUUUAUUUCCCCACGACUCACCACCAGUCCAUCACCGUAUCAGUCUCUAAUCAUUUUGUGUCUGUCCCCCCGUGUUCACUUCUCCCCCACCUUCAGCAGACACUGGCAUCUCCAGAAUUACCUAUCAGCUUCUCGUGUGAAAGCCAGUGAGCUCACGGGCUAACGACACAGACAAGCACUACGUAAGGGGCUCUCUGGAACGCGGUGCCCGUCUGCCCGGAGUCGAUGCUGGUAACAGACGGACCAAAGGAGCAAUCUCGUGAGCAGUCACCCACGGUUCCCGGAAGAGACGGUGUUUCCAGAAGCGUCUUCCUGGGAAGCAGCCCAGCCUUGGGGAAGCCUGGAUUGCUAGCGUGCUUUUUUUCUUUGUCACUGGAAGGACUGAAGUGCCAGUCUCCAUGCUUCUCAGCCCUUCGAGGAAGCCCACGUCGGGAACCUAGGGACCGUCCUUAGCGGCAAGACAGGAAGAGGAGGACACACAUCUGCGUCUGCAGUAAGAGGCGCGCGGUCCGUCCGAGCGGAGCGACUUCAACUCCCGUCUCCUCUGGUCCAGCUUUGGCUUAAUCUGUUUGAAAACUAUCCAGUGAAAAGCUGAUGGAAGCCAAUUACACGGCGGGUGUGUUGUUGACGUGGUAUUUGCUUCAGGAAGGUCUUCUGAGCUGAGGGCACUUGAGCAACUGACUUAAUUUCUGAGCACUUGCUAAUGCCACACAGCAAGCAGGAGGGGACAGUGCAAGGGACACGCUGCUUCUCCGGUGGCUUUGAGGGCGAAGCCCUCAGCUCGCCACGUUCAGGGCGGCCCCAACGCACAGAGAAGAGCUGACCUGAUCUUUCUGCACCAUCUCCUGGGAGGAGAAGGGCUCAGCCAGCCAGGGCGCCUUUGAUGCGAAGAAAUGGCCUCGGAAAGCACGCGGGGCUGCGCCCUUUUCCUGUGCCGCAGCGGGUGAGCUGCGAGGGGCGAGAACCACGGGCGCACAGCCCGGAGGACCGGGAAACUUCCAGCCCGCAGAGUCCCGCGCCCUUGGUGCUUGACUGGGCUUCCUCCUCUGCGUGGCCCCUUUGUUUCUGUGCAGGAUGCCACGUGAACGCGGCCUCAGAGUGGGAAACACACACACAUGCACGUGCACACGUGGCAUACAAAGAGCGAGGCGCUUUGGUAAGAGUUAGAGCUGGUGUGAGUGAAAUUAAUGUUAGAUUUGCUCACUUAAACAUCCAUCCGCAUUUCCGAGGGAGCUCCCAGGAGCCAGACUUGGGGACCAGAAAUGAUAUGCCAAAAGCAGCGUGUGGAUUCCACGCUCCAGGGACAGUCUCGAGCCAGCACAGGGUCAGAAUGCACGGUCAGACGUCAGUGCCUCAGCUCUGUCACUGUGGGCACUGGACGAGAAUUUAAUGUGUCACCUGAAGGUCCUCCUAGUAAUACAGGUGUUAGCUUGGGGUAAAAUAGUGCAGAGGCCGGGUAGCAUGGACAGUCUUGGAGAAUAGUGUGCUUGAAACGGACAAGCUGGGUGUGUCCUUCACUCCAAGGCUUGAUCUAAAGGUGUCCAUCCUUCUUCGGCUGGAAGAUCCCGGAACCUACUGAGCACAAGGAGACUGGGUCUCAGCAUCGCUGCGGACACUGCGCUGCCCUCUCCCACUGGACACCAGGAAGGACAUCUUUAGUUACAUGUUCCAGCCACGUUUCAGAGGGAAAAAGUCCUACCGUCCAUCCUCCCCUGUCUGGGAUGAAGAAAACCAAGUAAGUAAGACCCAAGGGGCACUGGGAGAGGAACGCCUUCUCCACGGCGGGCGUCCUCCAGCACGCAUGCUGCGUGGGCUACCUUGGUGGGGAUGGCUCCCCAGGACAGUAGCCUUCUGAAGCACAUAGAACAGCCAACGCUCAUUCAAGACGGUCUUGAUUCUCACACUCUUUCCACUUUAUAUACGGAGAGCAGGUGCAUCAGUCCUGCUGGAGAGACUGCCUUCGAGGCGCCAGGGGUGGAGGUGGCGGUUAGGGUGAAGGAGGGCAAAGCACCGGGUCCCCGGGAACCUGCAGCUCGGCACAGGUUUGCACAUGGGGAGGAAACCAGACAAGGCUUCUCAGGGGAUUGAAUGGGAGAAUUCAGCAAUGCAGGUGCUCCGAGAGCCCCCUGUCCAGGACCAAGCUCACAUGUGCGUCCACCAAAGUCAUGCCCAUGAACGUUCGAGUGUCCGGCUCUGGCCAAGCUUGGUCUCAGUGGUUUACUGUCAAGUGCCUGAUACAGUCUCCUACAAGUCUAAGCAAGUGCGUUUCGUCUUCCUCGUUCCUGUUUUAGCUGGGGGAGGGAGGCCUUGCAGGCGAGCGGCGGUCAGCCCGUGCACCUUACUUUGCGCAGGGAGGAUUGUGUGCGGCGGUUCUGAUGCGGCUGUGCUCAACGGAACAGCAGUCAAGAGGAGACUUUGAAUCAGAAGUACGCCUGGGGCUCUUGGUCCCGAAACCCACACCGCAUACCAGACAAUGCAUUUCAGGGGCUGGACAGUUAGUUCUCACAACCUGGGUGGAAGCGUGCUCUGGGAUUCUGGGAACCCCACCACCGAGGGUGAGUUCAAGGGCCUGUGUCUGCACCAGUCCAGUCAGCUUGCUCCCAACGUGGAGGGGUUAGCCAGCUCGACGUAUGCCGGGAAAACCCACGUGAACAGAGGAGAGAACUUACAGUGGGAGCCGGUCUCAGAGCCGUCGGCGGCACUGCGUCGGGGGCGGCUGUAACGUGGCGGGGGCCUCCUGUGCCGACAGAAACGCUUCCUUGUCCGUGACUGUGUGUGGUGUCGCCAGCAUCAGUAGGAGGGGAGGAAGGCCCAGGGCCAGGCGGGGUAUGAGGACGACGUCGACUUUCCCGGUUUGACCCUGAGCCCCCACCAGAGAAAACCCGGCUUUGCAGCACCUGGAACCAGCUCACCCCUCCCUCCAGAAAGCCCAACAAACAAAAAACUCCAAAACAAAAUGCAAUCUCUUUGGCAUCAGCGGAAGUAGAGGAAGCAGCAUAAAAUGUUUCUUGUUGGCAAAGUUCACUUUUCCUCUUUUUACCCCCAAACGAGAAUCAGCUUUUUUUUUGUCUCGCGUGAUCCCGACUCCUAGAAACUUCAGUCCGGCUGCCUCCCCUCCGAGUACCCAGAGCUUCCCUGUCUUUUUAUUCUAAGACAAGGAAGUUUGAGCAGUUGCAGCAGAACGUCACAGGUGUGUCGCUGGGAAGGCAACGUUUGCAAAAGAUGCUGUGUGAUGAGCACCGAUGAUCACUGAGAGCAAACAAAUGAAAGCGCCAGGCUCGUUUCCCUCGCUUCUUAGGAGAAGACAAGUAAUGAGAGGAGGAAGCAGCAGACCUGCGAUGAAACGACGUGGAGAAAAGAUAGAGCUGGACCAGAGCAAUUCAGCCUUCAGGUGCAAGAUACAGCCCGAGGGAAUGUGGAGUGGACUUAAUUAGACGCGAUUGUCUUCAUCCUGGAAGUGGUCCGCGAAGCCUCAUUUCCCGUAGUUUAGAAGAGAUUCCGUUUUGUUUCUUCCCACGGUGCCCUUUUAAAGGCACCACGUUAUUUCAGUUGCUCCACCACAGUGAGUGGGGAAGGAAAGGCGGUGAACCCUCUGCUAUCUUUUCGGGGCUGCAUUCUACGCUAUCGGCAGAUUUAUAAUGGUAUCCAUAAUAGCAAUGAUGUGUAAUCACGCCUGCCCUUGUGUUAGUUAAAGGGAGCGUUUUUAAUCAUUGGAAAACUUGUGUGACGUGUACAGUGCAGUUGUGAGGAAUGUGUGGGUGUACGAAGAUGUGUCUGUCAAGUCCAGAGUCCUCUAGAUUAAAAAAAAUUUUUUUGACUUAUCAAUGGUGCCGUUACAGCUGUGUCAGACAGGUGCGCUCACUCCCAGCUAUCCUUAAAGCAAAUCUGUGUUCAAAUGCUUUAAAAUUUUAUCACAUGAUACAAGAGUAUAACUUUGUCAGCCUUCUAGAGUUUUUUCCUUCUAUUUUCUUUCUUAUGUUUUCCUUCAAAAAUCAACGGAGACUUGAUUUCUGUCAAUAAUUGUAUUAAGGGUGAAUAUACUACCUGAAUUUUGUGCAUGUUACAUUGUAGUUGUAACCUUUUCUAAUUCAGGAUGGAUACGAGAUGGUUGUGAUUGUGCAGUGUAUCAAUAAAGUUCAAAGAAAUUUGUAA
Molecule: messenger RNA, 6693 nt
Organism: Vicugna pacos (alpaca)
Lineage: Eukaryota; Metazoa; Chordata; Mammalia; Artiodactyla; Camelidae
Source: RefSeq, a predicted model, not a curated record